AUGUCAACCCCCAUAAGUCCAAGUCUUGGAUGUGCACGUUUGGAGCUACGAAACACUCAAUGCACACCUUUAACAGUACCCGAUGGGAUGAAACUUUUGCGGUAUGCUGUUUCUUCUGGAGACUCCGAUAAAGUUUAUAAACUCUUGAGAUGUUCACAUAUAUCACCGAUUGAUCAUGGAACCGAUAUGCCUGUUAUCUGCAAGGCAGCUGGAAAAGGUUAUACAGAUAUUGUUGGUCUUCUCAUCAGACAUGGUGCAUCAGUUAAUACAAGGUCAACCGAAGGUUCUACACCCUUAAUAUAUGCUGCUGAUGGUGGCCAUCUCACUGUUUUGUCAUUGCUCUUAGAUGCAGGAGCUUUAGUCAACACGAUUAAUUGCCAUGGUGAAUCUGCCCUUACCCGGGCUACUCGUCGCGGAUGGGUUCAUUGUGCACGAUUUCUUUUAAGCCAUGGAGCUAAUCCGAAUCCGAUGCCAUCUGAUGGACAUACUUUUGUAGUAUCACCACUGCAUUUAGCUCGCCAAAUGCACCAAACAGUUAUAGAACAAGAUAUUCUAAAAAGAACAGUUGAGAUUGAUAAAGCUGUUGCUGAAAUAGUAUCAACGACUCUACCAAACCAUCUGACUUUGGUAGAACCAGGACAUUUACCAGACACAAUAUCUUUGAGUUUGUUUCCCGUUCAAAUUCUCUCUUCAGAAGAACUUAGUCGCUUUGUCCUUUAUUUUAAAACACCUCCUGAAUAUGGUUCACGCAGUUCACGAACCGGAAGUAAAGAAUCUUCCAGUGGUUCAACACCAUCCGACGAGCUUAUAUUUGUAUAUGUAAUUCGAGCACAAUUAUCCGAUAAUCAUGUCUCUUGCUGGCUCACCGGGCCUCCUAUGGAAUCAUUGUCAUUGAGUUUUAAUGGAACAAAAAAACACUGUACAGUAAUACCGUUGUCAUCUGAGUAUCCUGGUAUUUGCGUGUAUUCAGUAUCUACUGUAAUUAGGAGUGGUGGACUCAAUACUAUCUGCCUAGAGCUACGCACGCAAGAUCCUUCAGUCAGUGAAAUAGUUCAGAGCGCAUCAUAUGAUUCAGUUGUUCUUGUUGGUGCCUAUCGUAUUCGUCUGGACGUAACCUCUUUGAUAAUGGCCUCAAUGAAUCCAGUUUCAUUAACUGGACCUACUAAAGCAAGUGUAUAUAUUCCCAGAUCAACCAUAUGA
This is a messenger RNA of Schistosoma turkestanicum, 1200 nucleotides long. Lineage: Eukaryota; Metazoa; Platyhelminthes; Trematoda; Strigeidida; Schistosomatidae. The record is from the annotation of a GenBank genome assembly.